AUAGUAUAUAAAUAAAAGUUUCAUUGUUCAUCGUUAUAGAAAUCAGAAUUAUAAGCAGAAGUGUGACAAAAACAGUGAUAAAUUUUGAACUUUAGGUGUACAGAGAAAGAUGAUGAAAAUCACCCCGACCAUAUUUCCCCCAAAGGAGUCAAUUGAAAGAUGUUCCAAAUGCCAUGAAUAUCUAACAGUUGGACCUAUCACAAUCUCCACCGGUGAACCAAUAUGUGGCAGGUGUUCACACGAUAUGGAUCAUGUCGCUCUGUUCUAUGAAAAUUUGGCUGUAUAUAUGUUUUUCCCAUGCAUCAAUGAUCGCUUUGGUUGUGAUGCUAAAUUAGUUUGGGGAGCAGUGUUAUCUCAUGAAAAAAAAUGUCAAUUUUCGCCAGUAGAAUGUCCUGCUUUGAACUGUAAAGAGAAAAUCGGCAAGGAAAGAUUAUUGGAUCAUUUCAAGUCGAGUCACGAUGAACUUAAAAUGGAUGGAAAUCAAAUCACAAUAUCUAUGAAAGAAUGUACUGUUUCCGUAAAUAAGUUACUUAUUUUGGGGAAAACAUCCAUCAUAUUCAAAAUUCAUUUCGCUAAUCCCUCAUGGUACUAUAAUAUAACGUCAUGGGAAAAUCUGGAGAGCAAAGAUUUGAAAUGCAAUAUUUUAAUAGAAGAUGAUAAAAAGAGAUACGAAAAAAAAUUAAAAGAUGUUUCCAUUGUCCCCUAUACAAGCAAAAGACACAAAUUAUCCCAAAUGACGGAAUUGGAUUUACCUUCCUUGGCAGAGAUGUGGAAUACGGAGACUUUCGUUUUAACCAUCCUCACAGAAUCAUCAUCUGACACAUUGCUCGAUAAAAAUCUUCUUUCGGAGUUGAAAUGUCCAAACUGUACCGGUUUUAUGAAACCACCAAUUCCAAUGUGUCCGGGCGGUCAUAGCAUCUGCAACUCUUGUAAAUUGAAUAUUUCUCAGUGUCCUUUAUGUUCAGCGGAAAUGAGAGACAACAGAAAUUUUACAUUAGAGAGAUUGAUCGAACAUGUAGUUUUUCCCUGCAAAUACGAAAAUUAUGGUUGUGGAUUUGUUGGAACAUUAUCUAAUAUUAAUCUUCACGAACAAGGUUGCCCCAUUGGAUCCAAUGAGUUGAUGGAAUGCUUUAUUAAUUACCUCGUUCCUUGCUCAUGGAAAGGAAUACGGUCUGAAGCGAUUUUACAUUUGUCCAAAAAUCAUACAAAGUUUUACAUAAACAUCAGAAAACCUAUUGUUAUCAAUUUGAAAGAGUUCAAAGCUUUGAGUGCAUUCACUGAAUAUAAUUGUGAAAUUUUUAAAAUCCACAUAACAUACGACAAAAAAGGGGGAUUGAAUUUAUGUGUGAAAUUUAUUCCAGGCAAAAAGAAAAACAAUUAUCGAUAUUAUUUAAAUUUUGUAGAUCGGAAUAGAAAUUACAGAUUAUUAAGUUUGAAUAAAUUUUGUACAAUAUCAGAACCACAGAACGAUACUUUGGAUACAUCUUUAUUCGUGAAGAAACAAUUGAUCAAACCAUUUUUGAAAAAAGAAGUACUUGAAUUUAAAUUGAAUAUAGUUAAUUUUUAACUGAUGUUCAAUACAUAACUCAAUUCUGUUGAAUUAUACUUACUUAAUUCCACAAUUUUUACUAUGAAGUGACACCCUCUGACAAAGGCAAAUAAAUGAUCAUCCUGUAUAUGGAAAGUAAGUAGAAAUUGAUUCUAUUUGGUAGGGACGACCAUCGAUAGACAGGUUUCGGAGUACUUGCUGCUCGUCAGCUCCGGAUAGACUAUUCAAUGGAACUAAUAUUAUGGAUCCAAGGCAACUAUUCUUUUUACGUAGCAACAUCAAACAGCAUAAUUCUAAGCACGAAUUGAAGAACCCCGAACAUCAAUACAAUACAAGGAACAGACAACUCACAUACUUGACUCCUUUUAUGAGAAAAUCAAAAGGACAAAAAAGUCUGACAUAUUUGAGUCCCAAACUAUACCAAUGUCUUCCAGCUGAAAUUCAAAAUAUUUCAAGGCCAACUACAUUCAAGUAUCACCUGAAAUUGUAUAUUUUCUCAUUGCCCAGAACAACAAUUCACAGACUGAUCAUGC
Leptinotarsa decemlineata (Colorado potato beetle) is the source of this 2082-nucleotide messenger RNA. RefSeq lists its product as uncharacterized. Gene Ontology annotation, molecular function: ubiquitin protein ligase activity; zinc ion binding; ubiquitin conjugating enzyme binding. Gene Ontology annotation, cellular component: cytoplasm. Gene Ontology annotation, biological process: multicellular organism development; proteasome-mediated ubiquitin-dependent protein catabolic process. The record is from RefSeq and is a predicted model, not a curated record. Lineage: Eukaryota; Metazoa; Arthropoda; Insecta; Coleoptera; Chrysomelidae.